Messenger RNA from Cannabis sativa, 2010 nucleotides. RefSeq lists its product as uncharacterized. The record is from RefSeq and is a predicted model, not a curated record. Bases 340 to 1806 code for a protein of 488 amino acids. Gene Ontology annotation, molecular function: transmembrane transporter activity. The transcript is spliced from 4 exons. Gene Ontology annotation, cellular component: membrane. Gene Ontology annotation, biological process: transmembrane transport. Lineage: Eukaryota; Viridiplantae; Streptophyta; Magnoliopsida; Rosales; Cannabaceae.
AUUAUAAGUACUACUUCGGUUAUUAUAUGGAUAAUAUAUAGUUAUUACAGAUUCAGACACAAACAAAGGAGUCUUUCUUAUGAUUUCAUGUUUUGUUUUUGUUACUGUAAAAUAUGAUUGAACACAUCGAAAAUAUUAAAUAAAAAAAUUAAAUUUUUAUUAAUAAUGUUUCAGAUUUAAUUUCUUUUGGUGAAAUUCCUGAUGGGUCCGUGGAAAGUCAGAGUUUUUAUUGACACGGCAAAUGAGAAGCUCAGAUCCGCCAUAGAUGCAAACCAGUUUUCUUUGCCUUCGGCUUUUUGAGGAUUGUUACUGUUUGUGGGAUCUUCUGUUUUUUCGUUUAUGGGCCAUAAAAGAUCUUCCAGAUUCUCUGCUCCUGCUUUUCGAUUCAAAAACCUUCUUCCCAUAACUUUGGAAACCAUGAAAACAAGGAGAAUUUAUGGGGUCUCUCUCUCUCUCAUUCUCAUAAACAUGGCUGCUAUAAUGGAAAGAGCAGAUGAAAAUCUUCUCCCAUCAGUUUACAAAGAAGUGAGUGAAGCUUUCAAUGCAGGGCCAUCUGAUUUGGGUUAUCUUACCUUCAUAAGAAACUUUGUUCAAGGAAUAGCAUCACCUCUAGCUGGUGUUCUAGUUAUUAACUAUGACCGCCCUGUGAUUCUAGCAAUGGGAACUUUCUGUUGGGCUAUAUCAACCGCCGCGGUAGGAGUAAGCCAACGGUUUAUGCAAGUUGCCUUUUGGAGAGCAGUGAAUGGUUUCGGUUUGGCUAUUGUCAUACCAGCACUUCAGUCUUUUAUAGCUGAUAGUUAUAAGGAUGGUGUUAGAGGAACUGGUUUUGGAUUGGUUAACCUUGUUGGUACUUUUGGUGGCAUUGGAGGUGGUGUUGUGGCUACCAUUAUGGCUGGUCAGCAAUAUGGGGGCAUGCCUGGAUGGCGCUUCGCUUUCAUUAUGAUGGCAACUUUGAGUUCUUUGAUUGGACUUCUUGUGCUCUUGUUUGUUGUUGAUCCAAGAAAAACUAGUACUAUUGUUGCCUCUGAGAAGGUUGAGUUGGUAGAGAAAGGCAAUGCUAGUGUUACAUCAGUUUGGGUUGAGUCCUGGACAGCAAUGAAAGCUGUUGUUAAAGUACAGACAUUUCAGAUAAUCGUGUUGCAGGGUGUUGUUGGCUCGUUACCAUGGACUGCCAUGGUGUUCUUCACCAUGUGGUUUGAACUAAUUGGUUUUGAUCAUAACAGUACUGCAACACUUCUUAGCCUAUUUGCUAUUGGUUGCGCCAUGGGGUCUCUCCUUGGAGGAAUAAUAGCAGACAGAUUAUCACAAGUCUACCCCCGCUCGGGGCGCAUAAUGUGUGCUCAAUUCAGCGCCAUAAUGGGCAUCCCCUUUUCGUGGUUCCUACUCAAAGUGAUCCCUCAGUCACUCAGCAGCUACUACACCUUUUGCAUCACUCUCUUCCUAAUGGGAUUGACCAUUAGUUGGAAUGGUUCUGCUGCAAAUGGUCCCAUGUUUGCUGAGGUUGUCCCAGCCAAGCACCGGACCAUGAUCUAUGCCUUUGAUCGAGCUUUCGAGGGCUCGGUCUCUUCCUUCGCAGCUCCCUUGGUUGGAAUUCUGUCGGAGAAAAUGUUCGGGUAUGAUUCGAAAGGGGUGGAUCCAUUGUUGGGGUCUAAACGGGAGGCUCUAGCUCUGUCUCAGGGACUUCUCUCGAUGAUGGCAGUUCCAUUUGGUGUUUGUUGCUUGUUCUACACCCCUUUGUAUAAGUUUUUUUGGAAAGAUCGUGAAAAUGCUAGAUUGGCUAGUGUUAAAGAAGAGGAGAUGAUAUGAUCAUUUUUUGAAAUCUGGGGUUACAGUUACAGAGCUUUUUUCUUUAACAUAUGACACAGUCAAAGUAUAUAAUACAUAUUAUGUAUACUUUGUGCCCAGUUCAAGUGGCCAUUCUUUUGCAUUAUAGAAUUGAUAGCAUUUGAAACUUUUGAUGAAAUGAGAACUCACGACAAUGAAAUUUACACUUUUUUCUCUUUUUGUAAA